Molecule: messenger RNA, 8306 nt
Organism: Lepisosteus oculatus (spotted gar)
Lineage: Eukaryota; Metazoa; Chordata; Actinopteri; Semionotiformes; Lepisosteidae
Product: syntaxin-binding protein 6
Biological process (GO): regulation of SNARE complex assembly; Golgi to plasma membrane transport; exocytosis
Cellular component (GO): exocyst; plasma membrane
Molecular function (GO): phosphatidylinositol-4,5-bisphosphate binding
Source: RefSeq, a predicted model, not a curated record
UUUCGGUAAAAUGGCUACGCUUAAAAUAUCGGUCUGAAGUGGCAGAAAGACGUUUCUGUGAACUGGAAAAAAACUGAAAACCGCUAGCAGUAUGGAUGGAUGGAGGGUGGCAAAAAAGGAACGAAGUUUUUUUUAAUUUAGUUUAGAAACUGAGUCGGAUGUAAAGCUUCUCAUUUUCACAGCGUAGAAAAGGAGUAAUGCAUCAAAAACGAUUCAGUGUUGCACACAUAUCCAACCCUUAACUCAUGAUACUGGUCGUGGUAAUCCUUAUCGUCUAACCGAUACUUCCUAGCUUCAUGCAUUAUAUGCAUUCCUUUGGGGUUAUAACAAGGAAGCGAAAUCUGGUUAAAUCCGUCAGUUAAAACCUUAUGAAAAAAGUUCCUCUUUAAUGGUUGAUUUCUAGUUCUCUUUCAAAUUAACUUUUAUUGCUUGGCUAUUAUUAGGAGUAUUUUUAACUUCUAAACGUUACCUAGUUUUAGAAAGUAUGUUAUUGCAGCUUAAGAUAAGGGUUUAUUGAUACUUAAGGGACGCAGUUUUAAAUCUUCGGAAAAAAAAGAUGUACCAGGAUAAAAUACAAACAUAAGACUUUACGGAAAGCCUUUGUUAGCACUGGGCUUUAAAUGUAUUAGAAAAUUAAAGUCUUAUUGUAUACUCGUGUCGGGAGACUAGGAUGUUUUCACAAAGAUUUGCUUUCCAUCGAGCGUAGUCACAGGUUUUGUAAUGUAGGACUUGUGGCGUAUAGUACGUUUGCAUAAUGAAGUCUUUGGCAGGACUAUCUGCCAGUUGAAGGAGGCUGAGUUCCAAGUAUGGAAACUGGGAACUGUUGAUAGCUUAUUUUUGUUCCAUCAUCAUUUUUUCCCAUUUCAGAAAUGAUGUCUGUUAAAUUGUGGGACUGGAUUUUGCUAUACUUACAGUAUACAGCCUUCAAUGUUGGCAUCUUUCUUUAGCUGUUAGUAUGCAUGAGCUAAAUCGUUUAAUAAAAGCCAGCUGAUGUUAACUGCAGUUCUGCUCUGAAGAGAUACAGCACAGUUGGUGUGGAAAUGGUGAUCACUGGCAGAUAAGACAGCAGCUUGCCCUUUGCCCAACCUACGAUGAGUGCCAAAUCAGCCAUCAACAAGGAGAUUUUUGCACCGCAUGAUGAAAGAAUGCUUGGAGCUGUCCAGGUUAAGAGGAGAACGAAGAAAAAGAUUCCCUUCUUAGCCACUGGAGGCCAGGGAGACUAUAUGACCUAUAUAUGCCUGUCAGGUAAAUUGCAACAUUCUUACAGCAGGCAUGAUGCUGCAUUAGUGACAAAUAAGAAGCCCUCUCAGGUCUCCAUUACCAAGGUCAAACAAUUUGAAGGCUCAUCAUCUUUUGUGAGAAGAUCACAGUGGACAAUUGAUCAGCUGAGACAGGUGAAUGGAAUCGACCCAAAUCGAGACUGUGCGGAAUUUGAUUUGGUAUUUGACAAUACCUUUGACCAGUGGGUUGCUGGCUCUGCUGGAGAGAAAUGCACAUUCGUUCAAAUCCUCCAUCACACUUGUCAGCGGCAUAUUGCAGACAGGAAGCCUGAGUUUAUUAACUGUCAGUCCAAGUUACUUGGAGGUAACAGCAUCUUACAUUCAGCUGCAGACAGUGUGACCAGUGCAGUACAGAAAGCUAGUCAGGCCCUGAACGAGCGCGGGGAGAGAUUAGGGCGAGCAGAAGAGAAGACGGGCGACAUGAUGAACAGUGCCCAGCAGUUUGCAGAAACGGCACAUAAGCUUGCCAUGAAGCACAAAUGUUGAAACCGUUGCCAAAUCCUGAGGGAUCUGCCCUGGGCGAAAUGCACAGACCUUCUAGGACGCAUUUCAGAAUUUAUCCUCUUUUUUUUUCCUGUCUUUGUUAUUUGCGUUGCGUUGUUGGACAUUCAGUGUUAAAAGUAAAGAUGUGUUCCAGAUGAAACAAAGAAGAGUAAGCGGGCAGAAAAAAAGAUCAAAACUGCAACUUUGGUCACUUCUCCAUCAAUCUGAAGUCGUCAUAAGAACAGGAGCUCCAGCAGCUCUCCAGAGUGGACAUACUCUCCCUUACUUUCAUCCAAAUGGUAGCAAAAGAAAUCAGCCCUUCAAGAUGACGUCUAUAAGCCAGUGGAGUGGCUAGGGUUUUAACGUGAUAAAGACAAUCUUAUUUGCUUACAUCAUUACCAGAAACACUAGGACCUUUACUCACCUGCCGGGCAGUGUGCCUUCCACUUUCUACAAUAGUCCAUUGGAAACAUUUUGAUUAUAAAUUUAGUUUUAAGUGGUUUGGUUCUUAAUAUUAGGAGCUUCUUCCAGACUGCCUGACUUAGAUCAGAUGAGAAGUAUUUAUCCGUCAGUCAGUCUGUUUGUAGCAGUUCUGCUUCUGGAAAGAGGAGAAAAAGCAAAAUGGAAAAGGAAAAGGUGGUCAUUGAUGUGUUAGCAUGACCAUGUUUAUGUACAUGUGCAUGGCUUCUGUAAUCCAAGGGUAAUGUUAUCUUGGUUGAGAAGCCAAGUUUUUGGUUCAAAAGCCCACUCAACUUCCUGCAUUUUCUUUCUUUAGUAAAGGAUCUGGAAAACUAUUAGGAUUUACAGCAAUAAAAUAAUCUUUCCCUAUGACUAUCAAAAUAUCUGUAGUCAAAUACUGUACAUUUUCUCAUACUAAAUAAGACAGCUUAAGCACUAAAACUAUUUGAUUUACAGUAGUGAACUUGAAAAAACUUGAAUUUGGAUUCUUACAAGUGAUUUGCCUCACUUUAGAGGUCACAAGACUGUUCCUUUUUAGCAUAUGUUUUUUAAUUGGUGAAAUGAAGGAUUUUUUAAAUAUAACAACUCUAGAGGUAUGUAAGAAAGUAAUCACAUAAUGGCUAAAUGUACAGUCUUUUUAAUUCUAUAAUUUUAGAAAGUUUUAAAAAAGGAAUUUUUAAAACACCUUUUUUUCAUAGUGAAGGCCAACAUGGAAAAGUAAUCCUAAAGUUCAAAUUAAACUUUUGUGUGGCUGUUAUUUUCCUAGUUUUAGUUGGUUUAGUUCAGUCACUUGUGAGUCCCUUAAGCACCAUUGAGUUGAGUUAAAUGUUUAGCAUAGCAGUAAUUUUAUAAUAUUUAUAUAGUUAGUUUUCUGCACAAAGUAAACGUGUGAACAUAAGAAAUGCAUUUGCUCUAAUGUGUAUCUUUUUUGUAGUAAUGUGACAUGGAUGUAUUUUUUCUCUUUGUUUCACCUCAAGUCUUUGGAGUGCCAAUUUCAUUCUUUGUUGUACAGAAUCAGAUGUAUGACCAAAUCCAUUGAAUCAUAUUUUUGUAAAGAGACCUACUAUACCAUCCUGUCUCUCAUAUUUAAAGCACUUCAUUCCGUAGUUUUCUUCAUAAGGUCAUUAACAAUUGUUAUUAAUAGUGUCAUACAGAAUUGCUCUAAGUAUUCAUGUUCACAGUGGAAUAAAAGAUCAUAAGAUGUCUCAGCAAACACAAACACACAUAUGCACACAGUACUGUAUAUCAAACACUGUAAUUGACUGAUUGUGCCGGUCUGGGUGAUCAUCUCAAAUCUAGACAAUGUAGAAUAUGAAAGAUGACAUUUUAUUUACAUAAGACAACAGGCUUCUGAACUGAAUGUAUCCUUUUGCAGAGCAGAAGAGCAUUGUGUAGCACCCUGUCAAGUUCAAAAUAACAUUUUAAAGUUUUAAAUGUUUAUUAAAACUGUCCCCAUUGUGCUUUAGUAUUAUUUUUUUUAAUUUUUGCUUUAUUUGUAUUUAACAUGCAACCCUUUUCCCUUAAUAAGACCUAAAGUGCUCAGGAGCUAUGAAUUCCUUCUCUAAUUAUACAUUUGGCAGAAGACCUACAAUGUGUUGAAGCUUUUCCUUGGAUUUAAGUAAAUCAUUCUUGUGAUUUACUUGUUCUGAAACAUGAGCAAUUUCGUCCACAAUGAUCUCAGAUUAUUCUGGCAAUUAGCUGAAUCCCAUUUUCCAAAUUGGCCAAAGAAUAAGCUUCUAACAUAUUGGCAUGGUGGUUAAUGCAGAUGCCUCACACCUGGGGCAAAUUCUGUGUGAAGUUCACAAGUUCCCCUCAAGUUUUCUCUAGGUGCUUCAAUUUCCUUUAAAUUGUCCAUGUGUGUACCUCUCAAUGGAUAAGUGUUUAGUCCUGUCUAUCAUUCAUUCCUACCUACAAUAGUUGCAACCCUUACUAGGAAUAAAACUCUCCAGUAAUGCAUAAAUAUACUUUUGUUUACACUCCUCUGAAGACAUUUUUUCCAAUAUUUGACUCAUCAUAGAUUAUGAUGCAGGAAUAUUAUCACUGCUGUUUUACUUUUCUAAAACUAAACCCCCUUCUUCCCAAAUAUUUUCUAACCAUAAAGCAAACCACUUAAUACUCCCACAUAGUUCAAACAUCUACUGUAAGUUCAGUGCAUUGUUUUUGAGGCUUUUCAAGGCAUCCUGUGAGCGUGUGCUUCUUUAAUGUGGGUUUGUAAGCAGAGAAUUCCUGCUUUAUGAGAAUUUAACUUAACGUGCACUUUUUUUUCAAUUUUUUUUCUGUGAAGUACAGGUAUUUUUGUCAAGCACAAAAUGCUUAAAUGCAUUUUUCUAUUAGAACCAAAGCUUUAGGAUUGCAGAUGCUGUGGAUCUGAACCAAGUCAGGCUAAAUACAGUAUAUUCUCAUUCCACUACAGUCCGAAAAACAAUUUGUUAGUUAGUGCUUAUCAAUUAGAAAAAAAAAACUUUGCCAACAGUUUUCUUUUUGUCUGAUUUCUCUCUUAACCUUGUCUUCUCAGAUAUUAAAGAAAAUUAAUACACAGUAUGGUACUAACCCAAAAGUAUCCUCAUUAGCAGAGCUCUGUUUGAAUAACCAUUUGCUAAUGAAAAUCUGAAUUGUAUUAAAGUAUGGUUGGCAUAAUGUACUGUAUAUUUUACUUGAUAUUGCUUUCUAUGUUACAGUAGUACAGAAUUUGACUGAACCUUGGCAGAUGGUUGAUGUUGGAGUAAUCAGGCUGAAAUAAGCUGAAUAGACUGGGCCAAUGGAUACCAAAAGAUUUACCGCUCUUUCAAUGCACUGCACUGUUGUGAUUUUUUUCCUCAUCUUUGGACCAUAUCUUCCCCUACUCUGAAAAGAAUCAUUUAAGCUCCUUAGAGAUAAUGUACUUUUCCUUCAAUGCAGUAGUAUCUUCCUUUGAAUAAAGUAAUUUGCAACAUUCCAUUAACUUCCAUUAAGUUGUCGCAAGCAUUUCCCAAAGAUUGGACAAUGUACUGCUACUACUGUGCACAUGUUGCCCUUUGUGCAGAUAUGGAUAGGUGAUCUUAGAAUUACUACUGUUUAUUCCUCUUAUUUUAAUUAUUUAUAUAGGAUUACUUUGUGUAGAAAGCUAAUGACAGAUGUUUAAUGCAGUGCUUUAUUCUGCAGUCUUGCCUUUAUUGCUCUGCAUUAACAAAGAUUCUAAAUCAUAAAUGUUUCAGUAAAAUUCCUUACCAUGGAGAAACUUAUAAAAGGUAAGGGUAGUUUCCAAUUAUCUGUCUUCCUCCCUCCUUAGUUUCUGGUGAUUUUUUUCUUACAGGUUCUUUGUGCUGUUUUCUUGAUUGGGUAGAAGGUGUAAAUGUCAUGAUUCAUCUUUAUACAUGGUGCCACGUAAAAAAAAACAACAGAUCUCACCACCUUUUUAUUUUCAUUCUAAAUGUAUGUUAUCCAGUAAUAUGUAUACACAUUACACACAGGUAACACAUGUUAAGUGCAAUGAUUAUAAGUCAGUGCCUUUUAUUACAAAAGAACACACAUAAACACUUAGAUCCAUAUAAUUCACAUAUAUAAACUUGGAAAAUGCUUUUGUUUAUAUACUGUAUAAAAUGUUCUAAAAUAAUGUAAAAUAAUGUAUGGGGUGUACUGUAUUUAACCAGUGUAUUUUAUUUUUAUGAAACAUGAAGGUCUUUCCACAAACCAAAAUAGAAAGAAGUUCUUUCUAUUAAUGCCAUCAUGCAUUAGAUAUACAUUCUACAGUUAUGCAAAUGUGCAGUAUAUACAGUACCAUAGUAAUAUAACAUACUGUAGUAAACAGAAAAACCCUUGCUAUACAAGUAAUAUACUUUAUGAGCUUAACUGAAACAUGAAUACACAGGCAAUAAAUGACAUAAAAAUAAAAGUACAUAAAAAACAUGCUAAUAGAUUACAGUAGAUAAAUUGGAAAAAUAUAAAACAAAAUACAUAUUCAUGUGAUGUGUAGAAAAUUGUCUAAAAAUCAUUUUUAAAAAUCAAGAUUUGAGUAUAGUGCUUCAGUAACAUCAUGGUAUUAGCAUUUGAACAUUUCUCAGAGUACUAUCAAAGUAAACUUGUGAAGUGUCCCUUGGUGUCCUUGAUGCUAAGGUUUGAUUUUUUUUCUGUGGUUUGAAGGAGUAAAGGCCAAUGUUAUUCCUGUUUAGCCUGUUAUUAAUUAUUUUUACACUAAGACGUUUCACAGUGUACAGUAAUAUUACUCAAGUGUAUUGUGUGUUUUAGAAAAACACUCGACAAAUUAAAUCAUAAAUUGCUGUUUCUGAAAAUACUGCUGAAUCAUCAGAAUAUCAUCACUCGAAUCAUUUCUGUGAUUUAUCCAGAUGGAGCCACAAAUCUGAUUUCAGCAAUUUCUUUUGUUUCUGAGGAAGUAUGUACAGUGAUUGGGAUUCAGCAGAAUUUUCUCCAUAAAGGCAAAACAUACAGUACACAUAGUGUUUUUUCCAUGAAAACUUUCAUUAGUUUUAAAAUGGACAAAAAGCAAUGAGUUGAUAAUUUCAUAUAUAACACUCCCAUCUCUCCUUGUAGUGUCAUGAAUAUUGUAAUGGUAGACAAAUGCUAUUGUACUACUGUGUAUGUUGGAAGUUAUCUAGUAAGUAGAAAUGACAUUAUAAUCACUCCUUCUGUUUACGGUAACAAAGAAGGCAUUUAACGGCUAGAACUCAUUUAAUUAAUGUUUUUGGCUCUUAAGAACUUAAUGAAGGCCAUUUGAGGACCAGAGCUGUGAUCUACUGCUUUCAUGUAGAUUUUCAGUUUCCUUGUUGUGUGCUAGGAGCUUAAAUUCAAACUGCACUGUCACAUUUCCAGUCUUUUUCUAUUCAUGUAAUAGAAAACUCUACAUAAAAAGGUAUUGCAGUAUUUUGCACUAUUCUGUAACAUUUUCACAAAGUAAAAAUUUGAUUUUCUCGCAGAGCCUACAUGUGUUAAAUUCUUUGUAGUUAACACGUCACAUUUAAUGGGACGACCUGGGUUUAUUUUCUUUUGACAAGAAAUGAGACUCCAACAAAUCUAAAAUAUUUUUCCUAAGUUUGUAUUCUAAACACUUCUAAAGUAUUACAGCACUACAGCAUGCACAGCGCAGAACCAUUGUUGUGAAAUAAUAAUCUGAAUGUGCUAUUCUGUUUUUAACACUAGAUGGAAACCUUGUUUCUAUAUUUGCAGUGAAGUAACUUGCAGAUAUUUUCAUUGUUAUUACAGCAACCUAUUCAUCCAUUUGCAUAAGUUGCAAAUAAAUAUUACUUUUCCAUGGAUCAUAUGAUACCAUAAUAUAUAAAAACCUACAUUUUGAAAUGAUUGUAAUGUAUACAUAAAGAAUAGAACUAUAAAAAAAACAAGAAAAAAAUAUUUGGGCCAGAAGGCUUGACCUUCCAAACCUUUAAUAUUGAGAGCAUGUAUAACUUAUUAGUAAUAUUGUGUAAACUAUAAGGUUUCGAGCCUAAUGUAUAAUUUAAUUAUUGAACCAAAUUUGCAUUUUGCCAAAAAUAUACACACAGUCCUCAAAUCCCAUGUUUUUUAAAAUGCAGUUUAUUGUCAUUACCAUUGCAACAUCGUAUUUGCAUUGUCAUUUUGGUCAUAUAAAGAAUGAAGCUCUGUUGCACACAGUAGGUGUCACAAUUCAAGAUGUGGUUAGCUUGCGUCUUAAAACAAAAGCUUGCAGUGAACUGGGUAUAAUGAAGACAAUGUGUUCUUGUGAAAUCAUAAGGGACAGUAGCAGUAGUAUUACGAUACAUGUUUCACAUGUUAGGUAUUAAACAAUAAAAGCUACAGUAAUUCAGGUUUUUGUUUCUUAUGAAAGAAUGUAUUUGUAUAAUGUCGAGUUCAACUUGUUUAAUCAUUCUUUAUAUUGUAUUUCUGUAAGAAAUAAUAAAAACAAUAGGUAGAAUUAGACAUGAACAAUAACAAAUAUAAAAGUAUACUUAAUGCCAACAUUGUAAUACUGCUGGUGUGUUUCUGUUGUAAUUAAUUGCUGGAGAUAUGCACAUGGCUGUGUGCUGUACAAUUAGUCUGUGCCGUUCUGUGAGAUAAGUAGGGCACUUGUGGCACAUUUUAGGUCCUUAUUAAACAUUGUAAUUAUGUGGCACAUUC